AUGGGUAAAGAAUUCCACAAAGUCGUCUACCGUCACGACCCAACUGAAACGGAUUUAUUCCAAGUGAUCGUCAAUGGCGAAGAAUACAGAAAAUGGAAAGCAGGUGACAAAACCAUCCCAUUGACAGAAGUCGUUGAUGCUUUCGAAGUUUUCCAUACCGGUCAAGGUGCUCAAGGUAUUCUUGGCAGACCUUCAAAACAACAAUUGGAUACCAUUUUUGGAACUCACAACGAUACCGCAGUUGUAGAACAAAUUCUCGAGAAAGGUGAAUUGCAAAGUGCAAGUGCAAAGGACCGUUAUGGAUCUACAAACGAUUCAAAGAACUUCGGCAAUCAAGUUUCUGCCGGUGCAACUGGUGGAGGUCGUUAA
This is a messenger RNA of Meira miltonrushii, 369 nucleotides long. Its product is annotated as DUF1960-domain-containing protein. Bases 1 to 369 code for a protein of 122 amino acids. Lineage: Eukaryota; Fungi; Basidiomycota; Exobasidiomycetes; Exobasidiales; Brachybasidiaceae. The transcript has 2 exons. The record is from RefSeq and is a predicted model, not a curated record.